Molecule: messenger RNA, 468 nt
Organism: Naegleria gruberi
Lineage: Eukaryota; Heterolobosea; Eutetramitea; Acrasida; Naegleriidae
Exons: 1
Coding region: 1-468 (155 amino acids)
Biological process (GO): regulation of translational fidelity
Source: RefSeq, a predicted model, not a curated record
AUGUCUGCAAGUAGAGUAUUAACACAUUUGAGAGGAAAAACACUGAGUCAACUUAAAGCUAGCGGAUCCAUGCCAGAGAGUUGUUUUUCAAUAGCACAAUUGAUGAGAGUAAAUGAUGACUCGGCACUGUCGACAAAAAAUUCAAUCAUUUCAAAGGAACAAAUCAACAAACUUUGUCUCUUAUCUAGAGUUUCAAUUAAAGAGGAAAAUCAAUUGGAAAAACUAACAAAGGAUGUAAAUAAUAUUGUACUUUGUUUGGAUAUUUUACAACAAGCAAAAGUACCUUCCGAGACAAUUCCAAUGUAUUCACCAAUGCAAUUUUAUAAGGAGAGAAAUAAUAGAUGGAGAGAGGACAUUCCGACAACGAAUACAUCAGAAGCUGAAUCUAUAGCAAGAAGAAAGAAUUUAAUUCAAGGAAAUACUUUGGAUGUUAAGGCUGGAUAUUUCAUUGCUCCCAAGGUUAAAUAA